This is a messenger RNA of Teleopsis dalmanni, 2237 nucleotides long. Its product is annotated as V-type proton ATPase catalytic subunit A-like. The record is from RefSeq and is a predicted model, not a curated record. Gene Ontology annotation, molecular function: ATP binding; ATP hydrolysis activity; proton-transporting ATPase activity, rotational mechanism. Gene Ontology annotation, biological process: ATP metabolic process; proton transmembrane transport. The coding region runs from base 87 to 2078 and encodes 663 amino acids. The transcript is spliced from 4 exons. Lineage: Eukaryota; Metazoa; Arthropoda; Insecta; Diptera; Diopsidae. Gene Ontology annotation, cellular component: lysosomal membrane; proton-transporting V-type ATPase, V1 domain.
AUUUUAUGAAUAUAUUUUGAUAUGUUAGUUAGACAAAUUUCGUAAAAAAUUUCGUGUAAUUCUUUUAUGUUUGUAACUUUGUAAAAAUGAGUGACGACGCCAGAAAAGGAGAAGGGAGACAUUAUUUAUUGGUGGAAGAUUCGGAUGAAAGCAUUGAAGCAAUAUCUUUUGUUUCAUAUGAAUCAGAAAAAGAAGAGCCGCCAUGUGAACCAGAACCAGAACCAGAACCAGUGCCGGAACCACCACCGGAAGAGGUAGUCAAAGCACCACCAGUCUAUGAAACUGGUAAAGUAUUUGCUGUUUCGGGACCAGUCGUUACUGCUGGAGAAAUGUUGGGUGCUGCUAUGUAUGAAAUGGUGCGCGUUGGUUAUUUCAUGCUUGUAGGUGAGGUGAUUCGUCUUGAAGGUGACAUGGCUACUAUACAAGUUUAUGAGGAUACGUCUGGGGUGGCUGUAGGUGAUCCUAUAUAUCGUACUGGCCGACCGUUAUGUGUUGAGUUAGGUCCUGGUAUAAUGGGUAAUAUUUUUGAUGGCAUACAACGACCUUUGCGUGAAAUCAGCGCGAAAACUCAACGAAUUUAUAUCCCAAAGGGCAUAAAUGUAACAAGUUUGUCUCGAGAGCGCAAAUGGGAUUUUACACCAAAAAUGAAUGUAGGUGAUUACAUUACUGGUGGAGAUAUAUACGGUGAAGUUGUUGAGAACAGUUUAGUAACCGAAAAAAUAUUAUUCGAUUUGCACUAUAUGGGCACAAUUAAAUAUAUUGCACCCCAAGGAAUUUACUCAGUUGAAGAUGUUGUACUGGAAACUGAGCAUAAUGAUGUUGUUACAAAGCAUACUAUGCUACAAAUAUGGCCAGUACGAGAACCACGCCCGGUUAAAGAAAAAAUGAUUUCAAACUUUCCACUUCUAACUGGACAACGUGUACUGGAUUCGCUUUUUCCGUGUGUUCAAGGCGGCACAACUGCAAUUCCUGGUGCUUUUGGGUGCGGUAAAACUGUCAUAUCUCAGGCUCUGUCAAAAUACUCCAACUCAGAUGUUAUCAUUUAUGUUGGUUGCGGUGAACGUGGUAAUGAGAUGUCUGAAGUAUUAACCGAAUUUCCAGCAUUGACUAUAGAUAUGGAAGGUGUUACUGAAUCCAUUAUGAAGCGUACUGCUCUUGUUGCCAACACAUCUAACAUGCCUGUCGCUGCUCGUGAAGCUUCUAUUUAUACCGGUAUUACACUUUGUGAAUACUUCCGUGAUAUGGGUUACAACGUAUCUAUGAUGGCUGAUUCCACAUCACGUUGGGCUGAAGCUCUUCGUGAAAUUUCUGGUCGUCUCGCUGAAAUGCCUGCCGAUUCCGGUUAUCCAGCUUACUUGGGUGCACGUUUAGCUUCCUUCUACGAACGUGCUGGUCGUGUGAAAUGUAUGGGAAGUCCCGAUCGUGAAGGUUCUGUAUCUAUUGUUGGUGCUGUUUCACCGCCUGGUGGUGAUUUCUCAGAUCCCGUCACAUCAGCAACUUUGAAUAUUGUACAAGUGUUUUGGGGUUUAGACAAAAAGUUAGCACAACGAAAACAUUUCCCUUCAAUUAAUUGGUUAAUUUCAUACUCAAAGUAUAUACGUUCUCUCGAUAGCUAUUAUGAAGAGAAUUUUCCACAGUUCCCACCACUACGCGCAAAAGUUAAACAGAUUUUGCAAGAAGAAGAAGAUUUAUCGGAAAUUGUUCAAUUGGUAGGUAAAUCAUCUUUGGCAGAAAAUGAUAAGCUCACACUCGAAGUUGCUAAGAUGAUUAGAGAAGACUUCCUACAACAAAAUUCAUACUCUCAAUAUGAUCGUUACUGUCCUUUUUAUAAGACAGUCGCCAUGAUAAACAACAUAAUAGGCUUUUAUGACAUGGGUCAUAGUGCAAUAGAAUCUACUGCGAAUGAAGAACAACGUGUUACUUGGGGUGUUAUACGUGAAAACCUCGCUGACAUUAUAUAUGAGCUAUCUAUAAUGAAGUAUAAGGAUCACAAGGAGUUAGGCGAAGAGAAACUCUCAGAAGAAAUGAAAUCUUUAUAUGAAUCAAUGACGAAGGCCUUCAAAAAGUUAACAGAUUGAGCAAUAAUUUUACAAACAGUUAAACAAGUAUUCAAAUGAAAAUUAUAUGGUUUUAGAUAAAGGCUUUAAUCUAAAAAGUUAGGAAAUAAACAAAUGUGUUGUGUUGAUUUCAAAACUCUAAAAUUAUAUAUUUGUGAAAAUAUAUCAAACCCUUAAAGA